UGUUUCUAGCAGCUCCUGCGUCGUUUCCUCUUCUAGCUCUGAAAGUGUUACUCCAUACACACUCGGCGACCUCUAUCUACGCAUACAAAUGAGGACUACUAGCACUUCCUUGUCAUUGGCAGCUGCCGCCACCGUCUUCCUGCUUCUGUUGCUGACGACCGCCAUGGAGGUUGAAGCCAUCAGACUGGACGCCGAGAGCCGCGCGGCAGUCAGCCAGCAGCAGCAAGUGAACGUUGCCAAUAAACCAAGCGAGACGUUGACUACGGAAAAGAACGCGCCCGGCGGCGAGAGGUCGUCACCUGCAGGGGAGAGCGAGACGAAGAGGAGCGUCGCUGUUGCUGUCUCUGUCGCUGGGCAGGAGGUCGUCAAGGCAACGGCGCACAAGCUGCCUGAGUUCCACGAGGACUACUACGGCGCCAGCGUCCACGAACCGAGGCACCACUGAGCAACGCAUGCAUCAUGCAGCUGCAGCCUAGACUUCCCCUGGCCGGCCUGGUUGCUCAGAUCAGAUUGUUUCUCUCCGAUCCCCUUUGUGCAAAGAGGAAGUAGGCUAGGUACUAGAGCUUAGUCAUCAGCAGCUGUAGGCUGCUGCCAUAGUUACCUCAAUUACUUUGAUAUGAUGAUCCUGAGUAGCGAGCUAGCAGAUAGUUUUUCUUUUUUCGUUUUUCAUCUCCUAGAAGGGAAAUGUAACAGUUUUGAUGCGCUAACUUUUUGGCAAAGCCAAAAGCAAAUCUCCCUAUGCUCUCAGUGUGCAUGCAUGCAUGCUGUGGUGCCGUGCAUUGCAUGUGAAUGAAAGCUGACAUCGGACGUGAUGUGAUU
Molecule: messenger RNA, 819 nt
Organism: Sorghum bicolor (sorghum)
Lineage: Eukaryota; Viridiplantae; Streptophyta; Magnoliopsida; Poales; Poaceae
Exons: 2
Coding region: 89-445 (118 amino acids)
Source: RefSeq, a predicted model, not a curated record